AUGGGAAAAGAGAGACAUGAUCUGUGCCUCGACACAAACAUCUCUCUCUCUCUCUCUCUCUCUCUCUCUCUCUCUCUCUCUAUCUAUCUAUCACACACACAUGCAGAGGGAAAGAGCAAAGUAAAAACAUUUAAUUUUAAUUUUCUAAAAUGUAAACAUUUUGAUUAUAUAAUAAUCUAUCUAUCUAUCUAUCUAUCUAUCUAUCUAUCUAUCUAUCUAUCUAUCUCACUCUGUUUCUAUCUAUCUAUCUAUCUAUCUAUCUAUCUAUCUAUCUAUCUAUCUAUCUAUCUAUCUAUAUUGCUUAUCUAUAUAGAUUUUGUGAUACGUAAUGUUUUCAUUAUAUAUCUAUCAGUCUGUUCACUAUCUAUCUAUCUAUCUAUCUAUCUAUCUAUACUCCGGAGACUGUUGCGGGGAUGUAAGUCUGAUCAUAUCUAUCUAUCUAUCUAUCUAUCUAUCUAUCUAUCUAUCUAUCUAUCUAUCUAUCUAUCUAUCUGUUUUUCUUUCUGUCCAAUUGUUGCUUUGGUUUUUGAUCUAUAUCUCUGCCACAUCGCUUCCUCUCGACUUGUAGCUGCACCAUUGUUUGCCCGUGUCAUAUGCCAAACAAAUAAAUUUGAUUUGUUGUUCAAUGUGAUCUCUUUCGCUCUCCUUGUUCUCACAAUACCGGCCCUGUAUUUUUCCUCCAUCAUCUCUAUCUAUCUAUCUAUCUAUCUAUCUAUCUAUCUAUCGUAUCCCGUCCAUCCAUCUAUCUAUCGUAUCCAUCCAUCUAUCUAUCUAUCUAUCUAUCUAUCUAUCUAUCUAUAUAUAUAUAUAUCUAUCGUAUUCCGUUCAUUAUCUAUCUAUCCAUCUAUCUAUCUAUCUAUCUAUCUAUCUAUCUAUCCAUCUAUCUAUCUAUCGUAUUCGUUCAUUAUCUAUCUAUCUAUCUAUCUAUCCAUCCAUCCAUCUAUCCAUCCAUCCAUCUAUCUCAGUCUCUUCAUACAUCUAUCCAUCUAUCUAUCCAUCCAUCCAUCUAUCUAUCUAUCCCAGUCUGUUCAUAUCUAUCUAUCUAUCUAUCUAUCUAUCUAUCUAUCUAUCCAUCUAUCUAUCUCAUCUAUUCAUCUAUCUAUCUCAUCUGUCUAUCUAUCUCUAUCUAUCUAUCAUCUAUCGAUCUAUCUAUCUAUCUCAUCUAUCCAUCUAUCUAUCUCACUGUCUGUCUAUCUAUAUAUCUAUAUAUCUAUCUAUCGUAUUCCGUUCAUUAUCUAUCUAUCUAUCUAUCUAUCUAUCUAUCUAUCUAUCUAUCUAUCUCAUCUAUCUCAGUCUGUUCAUCUAUCUAUCUAUCUAUCUAUCUAUCUAUCUAUCUAUCUAUCUCACUGUCUGUCUAUCUAUAUAUCUAUAUAUCUAUCUAUCGUAUUCCGUUCAUUAUCUAUCUAUCUAUCUAUCUAUCUAUCUAUCUAUCUUUUAUCUGUUCAUAUCUAUCUAUCUUCUAUCUGUUCAUAUCUAUCUAUCUAUCUAUCUAUCUAUCUAUCUAUCUAUCAGCCUCUAUCAAACAAUUCUGGAAAUUUAAAUAAUUCACACGAACUGAAUAUAGUACGAACUUUUAACGCAAUACUUGUGAGCUGGUCCCAAACCAGUAGUUCGCCCUCAAGUGCCAGCGAGAUAAGCGAAGGUGAACGUACCCUCAAAUGGGCUUUCAUCUAUCUACUUUUGUCCUGUUCAUAUCUAUCUAUCUAUCUAUCUAUCUAUCUAUCAUGUCUAUUCAUAACUUCUAUCUAUCUAUCUAUCUAUCUAUCUAUCUAUCUAUCUAUCUAUCUAUCUAUCUAUCUAUCUCAACCUUUCCAUACUCGCUCACUUUCUGUCUCUCUCCCUUUCAUUAUCUCUCUCUAA
This is a messenger RNA of Acanthosepion pharaonis, 1860 nucleotides long. The record is from the annotation of a GenBank genome assembly. NCBI's taxonomy places the organism in Eukaryota, Metazoa, Mollusca, Cephalopoda, Sepiida, Sepiidae.